AUGGCGGACCAGGACGAAGACCAGCGAACCGUGGUGUUUUUCCACCCCGACCUAGGCAUUGGCGGCGCCGAGAGACUCAUCAUCGACGCGGCUGUCGGCCUGCAGCAGCGCGGUCACAAGGUGGUCAUCUUUACGAGCCACUGCGAUCCGAAGCAUUGUUUCGAGGAGGCCCGCGAUGGAACCCUCGACGUCCGCGUAAGAGGCAACUACCUCUUCCCCCCCUCGGUCUUCUCCCGCCUCACCAUCAUCUGCGCCAUCCUCCGCCAACUCCACCUUCUAGUCCACAUCUACCUCACCUCCGAGCUCCAAUCCCUCAAGCCCUCCUCCUUCAUCGUCGACCAACUCAGCGCCGGCCUCCCCCUCCUCCAAUACCUCUACCCCUCGGCCCCGAUCCUCUUCUACUGCCACUACCCGGACCUGCUCCUCGCGCGCGGCCGCGACCGCUGGUGGAAGAGGCUUUACCGCGCGCCCUUUGACGUUCUUGAGGAGUGGAGCAUGUCGUUCGCUACGGCUGUUGCUGUUAAUUCGGAGUUUACGAAGGGGGUUGUUAGGAGGACUUGGCCGAAGUUGGAGAGGACGACGGAGUUGAGGGUUGUGCACCCUUGUGUUGCUGUUGAGGAGUUGGAGGAGGAUGAAAAGAGGAGCAAGAAGAAGGCCAAGGGGAAGAAGGCUGGUAAGGGGAAGACGAUUGCGGAAAAGGAGGCCGAUAAGGAUACUUCUGUGGUAGAGGAGAUUGUGGAGUGGAAGGAUGAAAAAGUCAUUCUUAGCAUCAACCGCUUUGAGCGCAAAAAGGACGUUGGACUCGCCAUUAAAGCCUUCGCUGCCAUCCCAGAGGACAGGCGUGAAGGCGUACGUCUCAUCAUCGCUGGUGGCUACGACUCCCGCAUCGCCGAAAACGUCGAAUACCACAACGAACUCGUCCAGCUCGCAACCUCCCUCUCCCUCCAAUCCCUAACCGCCAAAACCCUCAUCUCCGCUCUCGCCGCGCCCCUCACCACCCCCGUCCUCUUCCUCCUCUCCGUCCCCUCGACCCUCAAAGACGCCCUCCUCCGCUCCGCCCGCCUCCUCGUCUACACGCCCUCCAACGAACACUUCGGCAUCGUGCCCCUCGAAGCCAUGCUUGCUGGCGUUCCCGUCCUGGCCGCCAACAACGGCGGGCCGAAAGAAACAGUCCUCGAUGAAGGGACGGGUUGGCUCCGUGACCCGGAGGACGUGUCCGCUUGGACGGCCGUCAUGGAUCGCGUGCUCAACGACGUUACUCCCACGCAGAGGGAGAGGAUGCGCAGGGCCGGGAUUGCGAGGGUGCAUAGUUCUUUCGCGAGGUCGACUAUGAGCCAGAGGAUCGAGCAGAUUUUGGAUGAUAUGGAUAGGAACGGGCCGAGGAGACCGCCGGUUUUUAAUGCGGUUAUGAAUUUUAUGGGGAUUGCGGCGGCUUUUUGGUUUGGGUUGAUCGUUGCCAAGAUCUUUACGCCUGGUCCUCAGGCGAAGGCCUAG
Molecule: messenger RNA, 1494 nt
Organism: Scedosporium apiospermum
Lineage: Eukaryota; Fungi; Ascomycota; Sordariomycetes; Microascales; Microascaceae
Product: Alpha-1,3/1,6-mannosyltransferase alg-2
Exons: 3
Coding region: 1-1494 (497 amino acids)
Molecular function (GO): alpha-1,3-mannosyltransferase activity; GDP-Man:Man(1)GlcNAc(2)-PP-Dol alpha-1,3-mannosyltransferase activity
Source: RefSeq, a predicted model, not a curated record